Saprolegnia parasitica CBS 223.65 is the source of this 416-nucleotide messenger RNA. RefSeq lists its product as hypothetical. The transcript has 2 exons. The coding region runs from base 1 to 294 and encodes 97 amino acids. The record is from RefSeq and is a predicted model, not a curated record. Lineage: Eukaryota; Oomycota; Saprolegniomycetes; Saprolegniales; Saprolegniaceae.
AUGUCGCCGUCCCGUCUACGCGUCCACGUGGUAACCAGAAAGGUCAACGCAUAUUCCAGCAUGAAGCUCGGCGAGUACUUGGCCAAGAAGAAGUGGCACAUUCUCUUCCUGACGCAGGGCUUGACGCUCACGAGCAUCUACGCCCACCGCUUUGGCUUCCUCGAUGGCCUCAUUAGCUCGCUUGACGACGCCUUGACAGGCGAGCCGACGCCGCUGCAGCCCGCCAAGCCACUGCCUGUGCCCAUUUGGAAGCAACUCGCGACCAAGGCGCAAGAGGACAAGUCCAACAAGUAGCCUGUAGUAAUAGAGAGGUUGUGGCUACCUUUAUGAGAGCUGUCCAUGGGUCUCUGGUGCAAACGAGGCGAAAACCCGCGUGGGCCCAUGCAAUGGCAAGGUAACAAGUGCAGCGAUUAAAC